Aspergillus ochraceoroseus IBT 24754 is the source of this 939-nucleotide messenger RNA. RefSeq lists its product as uncharacterized. Gene Ontology annotation, biological process: carbohydrate metabolic process. The coding region runs from base 1 to 939 and encodes 312 amino acids. NCBI's taxonomy places the organism in Eukaryota, Fungi, Ascomycota, Eurotiomycetes, Eurotiales, Aspergillaceae. Gene Ontology annotation, molecular function: hydrolase activity, hydrolyzing O-glycosyl compounds. The record is from RefSeq and is a predicted model, not a curated record. The transcript is spliced from 2 exons.
AUGCGACUCUUUGUUGCCCCCAUCGGGCUGCUGGUGGGAUCUAGUUUGGCGGUGCCCUUCCACCAUGGUCUAGAGCAUAAUCUUAACGCUCUCGCGCAACGUCAGGGUAAACACUGGUUUGGUACUGCAGCUGAUAUUCCCGGGACGGAGGAGACAACGAAUGAUGCAUAUUUGAAUAUUUUGCAAACCCAGUUCGGGGAAAUAACUCCCGCAAAUGCCAUGAAGUUCAUGUAUACAGAGCCGGGGCUGGAUUACUUCAAUUUUACUGAAGGCGACUACUUCAUGAAUCUAGCUAAAAGUACGGGGAAGGCCGUUCGCUGUCACAACCUCGUCUGGGCCAGCCAAGUGUCUUCCUUCGUCACGUCCACGAACUGGACCGCGGAGACGCUGAUCCCCGUUAUGAAGAAUCAUAUCUUCAAGACUGUCCAGCACUUCGGCAAGCGCUGUUAUUCCUGGGACGUGGUCAACGAAGCCCUGAAUAGCGAUGGGACAUUUUCUUCCAGCAUCUGGUACGACACAAUUGGCGAGGAUUAUUUUUACCUUGCAUUCAAGUACGCCCAGGAGGCGCUUGAAGAGAUUCACGCAAGCGACGUCAAGCUCUACUACAAUGAUUACGGCAUCGAAAACCCCGGGACCAAAGCUAAUGCCGUCCGGAAUCUUGUCAAGGAGCUGCGCAAACGUCACAUCCGGAUUGACGGCAUCGGUCUCGAGUCCCACUUUAUCGUUGGGAAAACUCCUUCGUUAGCCGAUCAAACUGCUACCCAGAAAGCCUACAUUGCAGCCAACCUGGACGUCGUGAUAACGGAGCUGGAUAUUCGGUUUUCAAAGGCUCCGUUUUAUAGUGCCGCGGGCCAAAAGCAGCAAGCUCUGGACUACAGUUGUCGGAUAUAUGAUGAUCCUAGGGGUAGCUCAAUGGAAGCAGGUGAUCGUAUAUAUUGA